Carya illinoinensis is the source of this 1569-nucleotide messenger RNA. RefSeq lists its product as uncharacterized. The transcript has 3 exons. The record is from RefSeq and is a predicted model, not a curated record. The coding region runs from base 1 to 1569 and encodes 522 amino acids. Lineage: Eukaryota; Viridiplantae; Streptophyta; Magnoliopsida; Fagales; Juglandaceae.
AUGGCAGAAGAAAACUCCCCUCAUUCUUCAGCUUCAUCUCGUAUUCUUAACCCUUCAGAUGAUUCCUCUAGCCCAUAUUAUCUUCAUCCUAGUGAUAAUCCGGGUUCUCUCUUGGUGUCAGAAAUCUUUGGAGGAGACAACUACAUUGCUUGGAGUCGUUCAAUCACCAUUGCCCUCACUGUGAAGAACAAGAUAGCUUUCAUUGAUGGCUCAAUUACUGCUCCUCCUACUACUCAGCGUCUUAAUCAUACUGCUUGGCUUCGUGCCAAUAAUUUGGUACUUUCUUGGCUCAUGAAUUCUAUUUCUAAAGAUAUUAGAAAUAGUUUACUCUAUGUUGCAUCUGCUGUAGACCUCUGGAAUGAGUUAAAAACAAGAUAUUUGAGAAGUGAUGGACCAAGGGUUUUUCAUCUUGAAAAAUCCCUAAGCUGUAUAAACCAAGGUUCAUCCUCAAUUACAGAAUAUUUCAGUGCUUUCAAGACUCUUUGGGAUGAGUAUGUCAAUUAUAGGCCACUUCCAACUUGUACAUGUGGCAAGAUGGCUUCUUGCACCUGUGAUCUGUUCAAUUUCUUGCUUCUUAGGCAACAGUCAGAUUACGUGUUGAAAUUUCUGGUAGGAUUGAAUGAUUCUUAUGCCUCAGUAAGAAGUCAAUUGUUACUUGCUGUUCCAUUGCCUAGCAUGGCUAAAGUGUUUUCUUUGCUGCUUCAAGAAGAAAGUCAACGGCAAUUGACCAACUUCACAAGUAAUGACACACAUGCUUUGUUGGCCAAGCAUUAUACUCAGUCCAAUCAGAAUACUCAGUCCAAGUUCAUCAAAGACAAGCUGAAGAAAUCCUCACUGCAUUGUACUCACUGUGGUUAUAAUGGUCAUACAAUUGACAAGUGCUUUCAAUUGCAUGGCUAUCCUCCUGGAUGGACUGGACCUAAGGGAAAAAGAAAUCUUCCUUCUGCACAUGCAGCCAUUUCAACUGAAGAGGUCUUUAUUAAAAACAGUAAUGAGAGCCAAAGGUUUAGUCUAACUGCUGAAGAAUUCAAUAAACUCAUUGCACUUGCCAAUUCGAGUUCAAAUACUCAGAACAUUGAUACAUCCACAGCAGCAGUAAAUCUAGCCACCACUCAAUUUUCUGGUAAUCUUUUCAGUCAAUGCAAUUCUGUUUCUACCAAGUUAAAAUCUGAAUUUUCUUGGAUCCUAGAUACUGGUGCAACAGAUCAUAUGAUCUGUUCACCACUGCUAUAUUCUUCUACUCCUAAACCAGUUACAAAUUCCAUAAAUCUUCCUAAUGGUCAAACUGUUCCAGCAUUAUAUAUUGGAACUGACCAAUCAAUGAAGAAGAUGAUUGGGAUUGCCUAUGAGAAACAAGGCCUUUAUUACCUACCUCAAGCUUCUUCAAAAGCUAAUUCUUGCCAGCACAAUCAGUUUAAUCCUACACCAAUCUCUGCAUCAAUCAUUACUCGAAAUCAGCCAAACCUUUGGCACUACAGAUUAGGUCAUGUCUCAAAUUCUAGAAUACCUUUUCUUAGACAAAUAGACAAUUCAAUAACAUUUGAUUGUACAAAUCUUCCAUCAUACUGA